Belonocnema kinseyi is the source of this 861-nucleotide messenger RNA. RefSeq lists its product as uncharacterized. Gene Ontology annotation, molecular function: nucleic acid binding. The record is from RefSeq and is a predicted model, not a curated record. Lineage: Eukaryota; Metazoa; Arthropoda; Insecta; Hymenoptera; Cynipidae. The coding region runs from base 1 to 861 and encodes 286 amino acids. The transcript is spliced from 2 exons.
AUGCAUCCAAUGAUGGGAAAUCUUCCCUCAGCUCGCGUAUCUCCAUCGCCUCCAUUUUACAAUACUGGGGUCGAUUACGCUGGUCCAUUUUCCAUCAAAGGUCGAAAGGGUCAAGGGUGUAAAAUAACUAAAGCUUAUGUGAGUUUGUUUGUCUGUUUCACAACUAAGGCCUUGCACUUAGAGCUCGUUUCAGACGCUACUGCAGAGGCAUUCAUAGCUGCUCUGUGGCGUUUUGCUUCAAGGCGCAGAAAACCAGAGAGCAUUUACUCGGACAAUAGAACUAAUUUUGUCGGGGGGAAUAAUGAACUUGAACGUCUAAGGAACUUUUUAAUCAAAGAGUCAGACGCAUUGGGUGAAUCAAUUUUGAAUAUUGGCAUUCAAUGGCAUUUCAUUCCGGCCUACGCGCCAUAUUUCGGAGAAGCAACACUAAAUUCCCGACCCUUAACUCCUCUAUCAACUGAUCCAAACGACCUUUCUCCGUUGACUCCUGCCCACUUUCUAAUUGGUCGAACCUUUACUAGCGUCGCCGAUCCAGACUUGAUGCAUUUGAAGGAAGGACGUCUAUCCAACUGGCAAAGAAUUCAGCAAAUUCAGCAACAUUUGUGGAGCCGCUGGAAUAAGGAGUAUAUUUCUGAGCUUCAAAGCCGAACAAAAUGGAAGGAGCCUUAUCCCAUGAUUAAAAAGGACACUUUGGUCCUUCUAAAGGAAGACAGAACGCCACCAUCAACCUGGAACCUAGGCAGAAUCGUUGACUUUCAUCCUGAAAAGGAUGACAUCUCUCGCAUAGCUUCUGUCAAAACGACCAAGGGCAUUGUUCGUCGAGCAUUCACUAAAUUGUGCCCUCUGCCUAAUUGUGACUAA